This is a messenger RNA of Engraulis encrasicolus (European anchovy), 1242 nucleotides long. RefSeq names its product calcium/calmodulin-dependent protein kinase II inhibitor 1b (gene camk2n1b). The record is from RefSeq and is a predicted model, not a curated record. Lineage: Eukaryota; Metazoa; Chordata; Actinopteri; Clupeiformes; Engraulidae. Gene Ontology annotation, biological process: negative regulation of protein kinase activity. The transcript has 2 exons. Bases 27 to 266 code for a protein of 79 amino acids. Gene Ontology annotation, molecular function: protein kinase binding; calcium-dependent protein kinase inhibitor activity.
UCAUUGGUGACUGGUUUGAAAACACCAUGUCGGAAGUGUUGCCUUACAACGAGGAGAAUAUCUCUCAUUAUGGCGAUGAUGGAGAUGCGGAUCAGCUUUCCCUCACCUGUCGUCUGCAGAAUACCAAUAACUUAUUUGGUGCGUCGCAGAAUAAAAGACCUCCCAAACUUGGACAGAUUGGAAGAAGUAAACGAGUGGUCAUUGAAGACGACCGUAUUGACGAGGUGCUGAACAACACAACCGAACAGCCACCACCGGGGGAAUAAGAGACGAAAACUCAGCCCUGAAGGUGUUCAGAGAGAGUAUAGCAUCCCACGGUUGGCAAAAAGCACUUUGAAACCGCAGUGUGGGUUGUUUCACUAACAUAACAGUGCAGAGUAUGUCAAUUGCAGACUUGAAAGGAAGGAGCGGAAAAGCCACUCUUCACCCAUCUCCUUCAACUGUUAUGAUGAAAUUACAGGUCUGUGGUGAUGAUGAUGAUGGUGAUGAUGUAGACACGUGGAGGAGAGAUGCCUGCACUUCACGAGCACACAUUCAACUCUUCUUGUUGCUUUCCGAAACUAAGCACUUUGUUUAUCAACCAUAAAUCUUAAAAAUGACCGUUAUUUUGUGUACAAUGGAAAUGCUGUUACAGUAUGUGUAUUUCCUCUUUGAAUUACUCAAUUUAUUACCUUUUUGUACAUCCUUUUUGGCGGUGUAGAAGUGGAAAAUCUGUUUUUAUAGAGUGACACACAGAAGGAGAACGCCCCUUUUUAAACCUAACCAUUUCUAUUGUGCUUAAUGUAUGAUGUGUUUUUGUCACGACAUAGGCUACAUACAUUGCCUGCUCAUUCUUAAAAGUAAGAUGUGUAUUUUUAUAAAAAUGGAGAUAUUUAUGAAACUGUCGGUUUGGAUACUGGUUUGAGCACUUUUCAAUGUGAUAUAUUGCCAACAUUAUCCUGCUGAACUGAAUGAAAUAUGAUCAGUGCCAAAUUCUUCCUUUUGUUGGCAGCCUUUGUUUCCCUGUGCCCUUUGUGAUGUGCUUUAAGCCUGGCUAUUGCUUCUUUCAGGGUAUUUUCUUACUAUUUCGCUUUUUUGCAUGAGGCAGGCCCGACAGCAGCCGUGGCAUUGAAUCUGAUGUACUUAGUUAUUUUUCAUUUGUUUGUACUUGAAUGGCAGACCUCAACAAUGUCUUCACAAAACUGUCUAUGUUGCACUUAAUAGGGCUAUGUGCGAUUGAAAUUAUGGCAUUAAAACGUGAAA